Molecule: messenger RNA, 1809 nt
Organism: Solanum stenotomum
Lineage: Eukaryota; Viridiplantae; Streptophyta; Magnoliopsida; Solanales; Solanaceae
Product: beta-1,3-galactosyltransferase 7-like
Exons: 11
Coding region: 318-1508 (396 amino acids)
Cellular component (GO): Golgi membrane
Molecular function (GO): beta-1,3-galactosyltransferase activity
Source: RefSeq, a predicted model, not a curated record
ACCAUUGUUUUCCUCCUUCCUCUCUACUAUAUACUAUACUAUUCUCUCUUGUUGUGAUGUGUGCCUAACAUUCUUGAAAAAAAAAGUAUAACAACAUUCUCAAAAUCUCAACAAUUGUUUAAUCUUUUUGGUAAAAAAAGGGAAAAAACAGAGAAAUUAACAGCCCGUUUUUCAUGUUGGCACUACUCUCCAACUUUGUCUCCACCCCUUUUGAUAUCUCUGUAUAUAAUAUGAAAAAAAAAACCAUAGAUACAGUGACCCUUUAAUUUCCAACCCCUUGAUCUUGAUUCUUGAAUCUUGAUUAGGAAUUAGGAGCAAUGAAGAAUAGACAUACUAUUAAAGUUUCUGUAAAAUGGAUACCUAUUUUCUCAAUUGCUUUCUUCUUUAUUGGGAUGUUGUUCUCUAACAGAUGGUGGUCACCAACUGAAUCUGGGAGUCAGCUUAUAGCUCAGCAUAGAAGGGACCAAGAACUUCAAGUUGUUUCUGAGGAUUGUAAUUCGAAAAAGAAGAAACAAGGACAAGAUAAGGAUGUAAUGCAAGAGGUGUACAAAACCCAUGAAGCAAUUCAAUCAUUGGACAAGUCAAUUGCUACGCUUCAGAUGGAGUUGGCAGCCACUCGGAGCACACAGGAAAUGAAGGUGGCUGAUCAGUCUUCCAAUUCUUCUCAUUCCCAAAAUGGUCCUCCAAGGAAGAAAGUUUUUGUGGUAAUUGGGAUUAAUACUGCUUUUAGCAGUAGGAAGAGGCGAGAUUCGGUUAGAGAAACUUGGAUGCCUCAAGGGGACAAGCUUCUCAGAUUGGAGAAAGAGAAGGGAAUUGUAGUCCGCUUCAUGAUUGGUCACAGUGCAACAUCUAACAGCAUACUGGAUCGUGCCAUUGAUUCUGAAGAAGCUCAACAUAAAGACUUCCUCAGGCUGGAGCAUGUUGAAGGAUAUCACGAGCUCUCUGCCAAAACUAAGAUUUUCUUUUCUACUGCUGUUGCAAAAUGGGAUGCCGACUUCUACGUGAAGGUUGAUGAUGAUGUCCACGUCAAUUUGGGCAUGCUAGCUGCAACUCUAGCUCGUCAUCGGUCGAAGCCCAGAAUUUACAUUGGGUGUAUGAAAUCUGGACCUGUUCUUGCUCAAAAGACUGUAAAGUACCAUGAGCCAGAAUACUGGAAAUUUGGAGAAGAAGGAAACAAAUACUUCCGACAUGCAACUGGUCAGAUCUAUGCUAUCUCCAAGGACUUGGCCACGUACAUAUCAAUCAAUCAGCCUAUAUUGCACAAGUAUGCCAAUGAAGACGUGUCAUUAGGGGCUUGGUUUAUCGGUCUCGAAGUUGAGCACAUUGAUGAACGCACCAUGUGCUGUGGAACACCACCAGAUUGUGACUGGAAAGCUGAGGCAGGUAAUGUAUGUGUCGCCUCGUUUGACUGGAGCUGCAGUGGAAUUUGUAAAUCAGUAGAGAAGCUAAAAUAUGUCCACGAGAAGUGUGGUGAAGGGGAAGAAGCUCUUUGGAAUGCUCUCUUCUGAUUUGCUCGAGAAAUAAGAGAGUUAAGGAUUCCUGGUGAGACAUGGCUGUCGGACUAUUUCCAUCUGGCUGGCUGUUUUCGAUUGCCAAAAUUUUCCAAUCAGAACUUUUAGUCCAGCAGUUUGUUGUAGAUUAUGUCUCUGUCUAGAUAUACUGAUAUAGAUAUAUGGAUUUUGAAAGACAGUGGCUAUAAUUUUGCUAAUUCUUUUCAGCAUAUCAGGAGAAGAGGACCUUUUAGGUGUGUACUCACAUUCUUUGUGGUGGAGAUAAUGUAAUUUUGGUGGUGGUGAGGUUUAACUGUUA